Andrographis paniculata is the source of this 2043-nucleotide messenger RNA. RefSeq names its product proline-rich receptor-like protein kinase PERK4. Bases 1 to 1989 code for a protein of 662 amino acids. Gene Ontology annotation, molecular function: ATP binding; protein kinase activity. The record is from RefSeq and is a predicted model, not a curated record. Gene Ontology annotation, biological process: protein phosphorylation. The transcript has 11 exons. NCBI's taxonomy places the organism in Eukaryota, Viridiplantae, Streptophyta, Magnoliopsida, Lamiales, Acanthaceae.
AUGGACACCUUCAGAGUGUUGGGUGAAACUUGGAGUUACGAUGAAAAUGAAGAAGAUGAAGUAAUUGUUUUCACCGUACACGAUGAUGAGAAAGUUGAAAAAAAAAAUGAUGCUGAAUUCAAAGAAUUGAGUUGUGAAGAACUGAUCGAUACCUAUGAAAUGGUCGUGGCUGACAAAAGGCUUAAAGUUGCAUUGUUUAUAGGAUUCGUUGAUAUUGAAUUGGAGGUGAAGAUUUACGAUGAUUAUAGAAAUAUGCUUAAAGUUGCAGCGUUUAUUGCGGGUUGGAAGAAGGUGGAAACCUUGGACAGCGGUACGGCGAGUUCAGGAAUGUCUUCCUCGCCGCCGCCGCCGCCGUCCGAUGUUUGGACGUUGCCAUCAGGCGACGAUUCUUCAUUAUUGUCUCCACCGCCGCCGCCGUAUUCAGACUUCUAUUCUCCACCGCCGCCGCCGCCGCCGCCAUCUUCUGAUUCCGAUGGUGUUUCAAGAGCCUCGGCACCAUCCGAUUCUUCUUCGAACGAAAAUUCAUCCGAUCAAUACGAACCAUCACCUCCGCCGCGAUCAGGAUCUCACUCGCACCACCACCGCCACCACAACUCUCACUCAUUAACCAGUGAUAGGAUCAUCGGCGCCGCCGCCGGUGCGGCAGCGAUACUCGCCGUGGUUGUCCUCAUCGUGAUUUGCGUCGUGAGGAAGAAACGAAAGGCUCGUAAGUCCAAAUACUACGACGAUUCUCAGGAAAAUCCAAGUGGAUACUACGGCAACAAACAAGGGCAAAAUUGGAACAACAACUACCAGGACCACAUGGUAAAGAUCCCUCCUCAAUCCACCGGCUGGGCGAUGCCGCCGCGGCCGCCGACGGUGAGCAAUAGCGACGUUAGCUCCGGUGGCUUCAAUUCCGGUCCAGCACUGCCGCCGCCGCCGCCGCACACAGGGAUGGCCCUAGGGUUCAACCAGAGCAGCUUCUCGUACGAAGACCUAGCUGCAGCAACCUCGGGGUUUGCAAAAUCGAAUCUGCUAGGGCAGGGCGGUUUCGGAUACGUCUACAAAGGAGUUCUUCGCAACGGGAAGGAAGUUGCGGUGAAGAGCCUGAAGGCGAACAGCGGACAAGGGGAGCGCGAAUUUCAGGCGGAGGUGGACAUCAUCAGCCGAGUCCAUCACCGCUAUUUGGUGUCUCUGGUCGGAUAUUGCAUCGCCGGAGCUCAACGGAUGUUGGUUUACGAGUAUGUUCCUAAUGGCACUCUGGAAUUCCACCUUCACGGAGAAGGUCGGCCGCCAUUGGAUUGGGCCACCAGGCUUAAAAUUGCUCUGGGAGCUGCCAAAGGAUUUGCCUACCUACAUGAAGACUGUCAGCCUCGUAUCAUCCACAGGGAUAUAAAAGGUGCAAACAUUUUGCUAGAGAUGAAUUUUGAAGCAAAGGUUUCUGAUUUUGGAUUAGCUAAGCUUUCUCAAGACACCAACACUCAUGUUUCGACUCGAAUCAUGGGAACAUUCGGGUACCUAGCUCCUGAAUAUGCAUCUACUGGGAAGCUGACUGAAAAGUCCGAUGUCUAUUCAUUCGGGGUAAUGCUUUUGGAGCUGAUAACCGGACGGCGUCCUGUUGACUUAACCGAAGAAGAUGAAGAUAGUUUGGUUGAAUGGGCUACACCCAUCAUGGAGAGAGCCAUGGAAGGAGGAAGCUUCGAAGAGAUGGUGGAUCCGCGGUUGGGGAAGAACUACGAUGAACAGGAGAUGUAUCGCAUGCUUUGUUGUGCUGCUGCUGCCAUUCGACAUUCUGCAAGGCGACGCCCUAAAAUGAGCCAGAUUGUUCGCGCUCUAGAGGGCGACGUGUCUCUAAACGAUUUAAGCGUGAAGCAAGGCGGCAAGGCACUAAUGGGGUCUAGGAGCAACUCAGAUUUUGACCUAAGGCCCCUCGAAAAGGCCAAUGGAUCAUCCUCGUCUAGCCAAGAGUUUAACAGCGGCGACGAAGGGCGAACAAAUUCACGAGCCUAAACAACAGCCGAGAAUCCAAUAAAAUGAAAAGAAAAAAAAAAAAAAAAAAACAAA